CGCCCGUGGUGGACGGCGCCAUCGCGCUCCCGGCACCAUGCCCGCCCUCAGGCCUCUCGUGAAGCCUAAAAUCGUCAAGAAGAGGACCAAGAAGUUCAUCCGGCACCAGUCUGAUCGCUAUGUCAAGAUCAAGCGGAACUGGCGCAAGCCAAGGGGCAUCGACAACCGCGUGCGCCGGCGCUUCAAGGGGCAGAUCCUGAUGCCCAACAUUGGCUACGGCAGCAACAAGAAGACAAAGCACAUGCUGCCCACGGGCUUCAGGAAGUUCCUGGUCCACAACGUCAAGGAGCUGGAGGUGCUGAUGAUGAGCAACAAGUCCUUCUGUGCAGAGAUCGCUCACAACGUGUCCUCCAAGAACCGCAAGGUGAUCGUGGAGCGUGCAGCCCAGCUGGCCAUCAAGAUCACCAAUCCCAACGCGCGGCUGCGCAGCGAGGAGAAUGAGUGAGCCCUGCAGCCACCCUUAAAUAAAGGGUAUCACCA
Indicator indicator is the source of this 480-nucleotide messenger RNA. It is a transcript of the gene RPL32, whose product is annotated as ribosomal protein L32. Gene Ontology annotation, molecular function: structural constituent of ribosome. NCBI's taxonomy places the organism in Eukaryota, Metazoa, Chordata, Aves, Piciformes, Indicatoridae. Gene Ontology annotation, cellular component: ribosome; cytosolic large ribosomal subunit. Bases 38 to 445 code for a protein of 135 amino acids. The transcript is spliced from 4 exons. The record is from RefSeq and is a predicted model, not a curated record. Gene Ontology annotation, biological process: translation.